AUGAGAACAUAGUCAAAUUAUAGAAUUCAUUACACUCCAAUAAUUUUUUUCUAUUCCUAUUUCCAGGAAACAGUAUGUUCAUAGGUCAUAUUGUCACAAUGAACACCUUUUCUUUAUUAGACUGUUUUUAAGAUUACCUUCCCUCUCAUCUGUUGUAUUGUUACAGAAUCGAAACGACUAAUCCAGGAGAGUUGGAAUUUUAACCAGAACAUCUUCGUGAAAAAUAAAAUAUUAUUAUUAGAUUUCUAGUAGUGCUAACUAUAUUACUGGAAAGAAAUAAGAAGCGAAUUGAGGUUUAGUCAUUUUGAUGCCGAAAGUCGAAGUCUCAAUCUGAAAAAUACAACAAGUUAUAAAAUGUAACUAUAGAGUAAACCGUCUAACAUACUUCGAGUACUUCGGGGUAAUUAGAGGCACUAUUUGAAGUUUUUCGUCCGUUUUUUGCUAUUUCUUGACCGUUUUUGAUCGGGAAAAGUUGCUAUUGAACAUGGUGGUAGAUCGAACAUUUUUCUACACGUUCAUGUAAAAAUCUCUUGAAAAUCUCAGGCCAAUUUUGAGCCAGAUCCAAAAUGCGAAGAGCCCCAUCAAAGUGUCUCUAGUUACCCCUUACGGACUAAUUAGAGACACUUCACUUAUACUCUUGGGGUAAAUAGGGACACUCUAGGGGUAACACUUUCUCUUUCUUUCCCAAAAAAAGGAAAGUAAAAAUUGACUUUUCUUUCUUUCGGGAAAGGAAAGUUUUUUACUUUCCCGCUUCCCUUUCAGAAAAAAAUAGAAAGAAAAGUAUGAUAUAACUUUCUUGUAUGUUUUCCUCCAUGAAGAAAACACUUUAUUGCAAAACCAAGCCCAUAUUCAUGAUCAGCGGCGACAGAUCCACCACGACUCUUCCAUAAAUUUUUGAAAAUAGAUUUUAAAGAAACUAAACUUUAAAGAACUAACAAAGCAACUGGUGUUACUGGUGAUUGUUUUACUUCAACCUACUUUUCGAACUCAAUCUCACAUUGCACCCUAGCACCAACUCCACCACACACUACCAAAGGUGCCCACAUAUUACUACGCAGAAUUCGCGGAAGAAUCCGGGUCCUGUUCUCGGAACUAUCGGUUCGCUGAAGCGUUGUUUGCAGGAAAGUCGUGUCACGAUAGUAACGUUCAUACUAAAGUGCUGUCUGUACAAAUCAGUAUUCAAUACGAACUAUGCAUGGAUAUUCUCUUUUCGUUCUGCUCUUGUUUAUUCUUCUGACAUAUGAAAAUAAGAAAAAUCAGAGAAAGAAAUGAGUAUAUUCAGAACGGAGAAAAAAUGGCGAACGCUAACAUAGGUCACUAUUUUUACAUCAACACUAACGAACCAGCUAGAUCAAUUCACUCUGUUAUCUCCUUUUUACCUACUUUUUGCUUUCUCUUUUCUAGACAGCAGUAUUUAUGGUCGUAGUAAAUUACAUCAUUUCUUUUUGCUUUUCAUUUUCUGUUAUGUUUUGCUUUUGAAGUACAUGAUGUUGAGUGUUUUUUUUUGUUUUGUUCUGAUAACUGUCUGAAACUUAUUCUUGUGUGAGAAAAAAUAUUUUCUUUCUUACAUUCAUUUAGAAGAACCGAACAAAGGAAAAAGAAUAGCUAGUGCAACAACAAAUAAAGCAUAGGAUUCAUGGUCAUUAAAGAAGCGAGUAGUGCUGUCCAGUUCAGAGAUCUUCGAAUCACAUUGAACUUCUCGUGUCCUACAACCCAUACAUAAAAAAAGAAAAGAGUUAAUACAGAUUGUGAGAGAAGUCGCGGAUUAUUUGAGAACACUAGACGAACGUUGGCUGAUCAUAACCUGCUUGCAUAAAGUAUGCUGCCGAAAUUAAACUAUUUGACGAUUUCUUCACUGGAAGAUGCGAGGAAUGUAUGAGUGAUUAAUCCGAAUAUGUUGUUACGAUGUGCUUAGUUAAUAUGUUUGCAAAUAUCUAUUAUUUUUCAGAGUGUACUGACUUGAUCUCGAACAAUUAUUUUUAAAUGUUAUUGAUAAAGGUCUACUUUUAUUCUAAUUUCCAAAAAGCUCCAAAAAUGACUUCAGACAACAAAAGAAAGUUUUGAUAACUAUCUAAAAAGUAAAAACCCGAAGCAACUUAUAACGACAUAAAAGAACACAAAACCAAAAUUAAAACACAUUAAAAAACUCCAUUAACAUAAGAAUGAACAAACAAAUAUUAAACAUCACACAACGACAUAAUCGCAAUAAGUUUUCUUUAUCUAUCAUCCUAGAAAAGUCUAAAAAAAUCCAACGCAUUGCACAGCAAAAAAGCUUUUUUUUUUUAAUGUUUUUAUCAAUGUUAAUCAUAAACUUCAGCUAUUUUUUACCACUUGUAUUAGUACCAGAAACACACCCAGAGCCAGAACCACCACUCGUAUUAGUACCAGAAGCAGAACCAGAGCUAGAACCACCGCUUGUAUUACUAUCUGUUGGACAUUGA
Messenger RNA from Didymodactylos carnosus, 2441 nucleotides. The record is from the annotation of a GenBank genome assembly. NCBI's taxonomy places the organism in Eukaryota, Metazoa, Rotifera, Eurotatoria, Philodinida, Philodinidae.